UCUAAUCUAGCAACAUAUCUUGUAUACCUAUUUAUUUUAUUAAGUUUCACGAUGUUUUUGCAUUACGUUUCGUCGUUAAAACUUUUUAUAUCAACAUUUAUUUUGCUACAGUCCUUCAGUCUUAUCAAAAGUGAUGGGACGUUAUCGACAAAUCCAACAACAGGAUGCAAGGGCCUCAUCGACCUCAUUGUUGUGAUAGACGCAUCAGAUAGUAUCAACGACGAAGACUUCCGUUCGUUAAAAACGUCCAUGAAUUCCUUCAUAGACCUUAUUCACAUCAACUCUGCUCGCAUGGGUAUUGUGGUGUAUAGUUCAAGGAUUUCCUUGGAAAUACCUUUGACCGGUGACAAGGUUGGUCUACAGGAGAAUGUCACCCAUCUGCCUCACGACAAAGAAGGCACCAAUACAGACCUAGGCAUCGAAAGUAUGACCAAACUAUUUAAACAGGACGAACGGCCUGGCGUCCCUAUGUUGGGAUUCGUUUUGACCGACGGAAGGUCCAAGAACCCAAAUGCAACUGCAGAUCAGGCUCGGGUUGCUAGGGAGUAUGGUAUCAACAUGUACGCCGUAGGUAUUGGAAGUUUGAUGGACGACGACGAACUGAAUGCCAUUGCCAGUUCCAAAGAUCAAGUGAAAAAGGUUGCCUCAUUUUCAUUAUUGGCUAAUUCAAUAGGAGACCUCGUCAAAUUUGUCUGCCCAACGACUACCACAACAACUACAACGACAACAACCACCACUACUACCACUACCACUCCUGCUCCUACCACUACCACAACCACCACGACAACUACACCUGCGCCUACCACAACCACUGCUAAAGCUCCAGAACCAAGCACGCUGCCCCCAUCAAAAGGCGUGUGUGACGACUGUACCAUCGUUAACGGUAUAGGUUUUAAUCCUCACCCAGAGGAAUGUGACAAGUUUGUCCAAUGUUUCUUCGGAGAUAAUGGAGAAGUUCGUGCCAUAGAUAGACAGUGUGGGUUUGGCCAGUACUGGGACCAAACAGUGCUCACCUGCAGAAAGGCUGCUGAAGUUCCAUGUCGUAGAGAGAAAUGCCGAUACCCAUUUCUGUUGUCCUACCCAUACACCGGUGUAAGCAGCUGCCGAGCGCACUGGAAAUGUAACAUGGGCAAAUCUGAGGGUAUGUGUUGUCCCAAAGGCUAUUCUUACACACCCUACUAUGGAUGCAAGGCCGACUCAAGUUGUAACGACCCAUGUCCGCCAUUAUUCACCCACCAGACCGGGGGAUGUGAUACGAUGAUGGUGGUCGGGAAUCCCAAGGUGUAUAAACAGCACGUCAAUGGAUUUGGUUGGAUGGAACGUCCCUGUGCCCCAGGAACCCGCUACAAUGCUAUGAUUUGUGGCUGCGAAAUGUACGAAAGCAUCGUACCUGGCAAAGAGUGCAAACCAGUUGUCAACAUUCCAUUCGAUGGAGAUGUGAAGAAUAUUGCCGAUGGAACCAUUCACGUAGAGAACGACAAUGUUGAAGUCCUUCGAAACAGCUAUGGCUACUUCAAUGGUAGUUCCAAAUUAUAUAUCCCCUAUUUCGCCAAUAUGGAGUUUUACACAGAUUUUGUCAUCAUCAUGAAGUUUCUUCCGAUCAAAACAGGUGUUCAAGCGCUGCUAAGCAACAGCGACUGUUGUAAUGAUGGAGCUACCAUUAAUAUCCUCAAAACCUCAAGAAACAUUUACUUCCGGGCAAAAGCUGACGCAAAGGAAUCAGCUUCAAUCCGCCUUGGAAUACUUCAUGGAAACUGGAAUAAGAUCUACUUCAUCCACAAUCACUACAGUCUCGAAGCAAGAAGCAACGAGAGGACGACCGAGACGGACGCUUACGGACCUAUUAGGACAAGUUCAACAGGCCUACAGAUCGGAUACAGCAAAGGUUUCGAAAACUUCGUCGGCUUUAUGGACUAUGUGAAGGUCUUUAUGUGCCGCCCGUCCGGAGUGUAACCGGGACAAUGACCACCAUACACUUUCAUUAUUGAUUAUCAUGUAUUACUUCUAGUUGUUUCAUUUCUAGUGUGGAAAACAAUCGAAAAUUCAAUCUUUAUUAAUCUAGUAAUUGAAAUACAGAUGAAAGUGCUUUGCCUUUCAUCUAAGACGACAACAAACCAAUGAUUAUAACUGUUGUUUUGAUAAGGCAUCAUAGGUACAGAUGAUUUCUUAUACAACGCCUCUUUUAACAUAUUCGUGAUAUCAUUUUGUAUAUUGUUUAUGUCUUAAAUUAAGAAGUGACCUAUCUGUGUCUCCUUUGUAUAAUGCAAUUUGUUAUCAUUGGUGACAAAUCGUUCCGUUUUUCCAAUUUGUGCAAUAACUACACGAUCACCGAUCUCCAAGUUAUAUCAUAUCUUAAUAUUUAUUUAAGUGAGUUAUAUAAAAUGAACAUGUUACAACAGCAUGUCAGUAAAAAGAUGUACUUAUGCUUUAACUGAACGUAGUGAUGUCUUGAAGUGUACAUUUGUGUGCAAUAUAAGCCGAGUGAGUGACUUUGACUUAAUGUUAAACGUGUACAGUUGAAUAAAUGUAAACCAAUUUAAAAAAAGUAUUAUACGUCCAAGGAUGCUGGGUUACAUAUUCCUUUGUCUGUGUGUUUUUAAUGUUUAGUUAGGCAUGCUAUUUAUCAUGAUACAAUUAUAAUUUAUAUUUUAAUAUAUUUGCUCUUGAAUAAAUGUUACAUUUAAAUAUU
Molecule: messenger RNA, 2689 nt
Organism: Mizuhopecten yessoensis (Yesso scallop)
Lineage: Eukaryota; Metazoa; Mollusca; Bivalvia; Pectinida; Pectinidae
Product: protein PIF-like
Exons: 7
Coding region: 52-1953 (633 amino acids)
Cellular component (GO): extracellular region
Molecular function (GO): chitin binding
Source: RefSeq, a predicted model, not a curated record